Brassica rapa (field mustard) is the source of this 2403-nucleotide messenger RNA. RefSeq lists its product as uncharacterized. The record is from RefSeq and is a predicted model, not a curated record. NCBI's taxonomy places the organism in Eukaryota, Viridiplantae, Streptophyta, Magnoliopsida, Brassicales, Brassicaceae.
UACACGGAUGAGGACAUAAGGAAGAUGUUAGAGAUACGUUGCGGAGAAGGAAGACGUUGAGAUGAACGAAGAAGCGAAACAGCUUUUGACUUUGAUCGGACGUGAUACUUCUCUAAGGUAUGCGAUCCAUCUUAUAACCGCGGCUUCUUUGUCUUGCCCGAAACGGAAAGGGAAAGUCGUGGAGGUUGAGGAUACACAGAGAGUUAAUAGAUUGUUCUUGGAUGUGAGAAGAUCGAUGCAGUACCCUGUGGAGUAUCAGGUUCAGUAUAUGAUCAGCGAAGUACCGAGUCAAAGUGAUGAAACUGCUGGUGGAGACGAACAUGUUGAUGCUAUGCAAAACUAAGGAACCAUUUUAUGUUUGGUUUUCACAAGUUGUAACUCGUAUUGGACUAGAAGAUAUGGAUCCGUUUUGUAAGAGUUAGAUUUUUGUUUCAGAUAUUUAAAUGUUUUUACUUCGACCGUAAUACUCAAUAUACUAAAGUAAGCGCAUCGAAUGUCGAUGAUGAAUAUGUUGUUUAAAAAGCAACUCGUUGUCUCUCUACAAAACAAAAACUGUAACGAAUCUAUCGAAAGUAGAGACAUUAAAGAGUUGCAGUGUCUUUUUGGUACUGCUAUUAUGAUAGAUGCAUACUUAAUCCGACGCUCUAUGAAGAAAACUAUGUGAAUCCAACGGUCACAAAACUAUAUGAUUUGACUCAUCAUGGAUGCUAUAGUAUACUACAUCAUACCUCUGUCUCACUGUCUCACCUUAACUCCAAAUCAACACGCUUCCUUUGUAGAAUCUGGAACAGCAUUUACUAUACAUUUAUUUCCAAAAUUCGGUUUUACUUGGGGAUUAGUGAAAGUUCUUUAAGUAACGUGAAAAGUCCAAAUCAUCUCAUAAAUACACAUAGAGUUGACUAUCUCUAUAUUUAACAACUUAACAUAGCAUUACGCUUCAACAUGAACAGUUAAAUACUAGUGAAAUAGUAGUACGAUUUAAGUUAAAAGUAGUGACGAGCUUCUUAUCAUUUCGUUCGAUGGUUGCAUUGACCGCGUUGUGUACCAGUACCACGUUGUCAAUCGAAACACAAAUGCUAUGAUUACGUGAGUGUUUCAUAACAUUUAAGUUUCUAAUGUUCACAUGAAUAUUCAUUCCAUAAAUAUUUCAGAUUAAUUAUCAAACCACAAAACAUGCCCUCUAUAAAAUAAAACUGUAGAAUAUCAGCUAAAAACAUGGUUCGUUAUUAAAUUUACAAAUAAUUUUAGUUAUAAAUUAUAUACUAUAAUGUCAUAAACUCUGGUCAACUUAAUAAUUCAAGAGAAUUAAGCAAUCAAUUCACUCGUUACGAUAUGCAAGAUCCUUAACAACAUUUAUUAAUCUCUCAUACUACAAAAUAAGUUAAUCUGUCAUCAUCAUUAGAAUUCAAGAUAUAAUAAAUAUUUCUACCAUCCUCCAACCUCUUUAUUUAAUAAUCUCUUUGCUUAACCUCUGUCGACAUCUUUAAUUUACAAAUUUAUCUCUGUUUUCUUUUAUAUUCUUCCUCUUUGUCAAAUCUGACAAUUCCAAAGGACAAAAAAAAAUCCGACGUCACUAUUUAUUAAAACACACCAUAACGCUUGUCUCUUCUUUAUAUACUUCACUUUCAGACAAUAACCCAACAAGAGAUAUUGCGUAAGAUAUCAAGAAAUGGGGAAUUGUCAAGCGGCGGAGGCAGCGACGGUAUUGAUCCAUCACCCGGCGGAGAACAAGGUGGAGAGGAUUUACUGGUCGGUGAAAGCAAGCGACGUCAUGAGAUCCAAUCCCGGUCAUUACGUUGCGGUGGUGGUCACGUCACCGACGUUAAAGAACGACAAAGGAUCGCCGUUGAAGCAGCUCAAGCUCCUUCGUCCUGACGACACUUUACUCAUCGGACAUGUUUACCGUCUCGUCAGCUUCGAAGAGGUUUUGAACGAGUUUGCGACGAAGAAAUGUGUAAAGCUUGGGAAGCUAUUGAAAGAAGGAGGAGGGCUUGAGUUGAACAAGAAGAAGAAGAAACCUAGAAAGAAGACUGAUCAGGAGAUGGGUCGGGUCAACCCGAAUUCGGAUCCGGAUCCGAAAGAAGGUGGGGCUAAUGAUACGGUCGCCGGACAAGAAGGUGGAGAUGGAUUAACGAGGCAGAGUCAGGGCCGAGGAAGAGGUGGUGGUGGGUGGAGGCCUGCUUUACACAGCAUUCCGGAGUUUGGAUCCUCGUGAGAGAACUCUUUUAAAAGCAUAUAGAUAUUUUUAAAGCACUAUCCGACAACAUUGAAAGUUAAUGUGUAAAGCGAUGUUAUUUAUCAUAGAUGCUUUAUUGAAGAUCCAGUCUCAAUAAAUAUUUUCAACAAACUUUAACGUUUUAAAUAUUUGAGAUUUUUUAUGAGUAUUCUCGAACGAGAUUUAUC